UUCUUAUAUAACAACCUUCCUCCAGCUGCUUUCCUCCUCCUCUUCUUCCUCCCCACACGCACCCAUCUUCCACUUCCCCGUGCAGCUAAUUGAUCGUUGAGCUUGCCCUCCAUCCUUCCCCAGGAGGUCCAAUUGCUCGCGCGCUUCCUCGCUUUGUUUAUUUCCACCCUUCCCUUCCUUUCUCUGUCCGACGUUCGGGUCUAAGAGCGCCGGUCGCCAUCCACAAUGCGUUUUAACACUGCUUUGACUUCUGCCCUGGUCUCCUCGGCCUCCAUCAUGAGCAUCGCUCAUGCUGAGGAGACUGAGAAGAAGCCCGAGACCACCGCUGUCGCCGACAAGCCUGAUUUCACCCCCACCACCCUUCAAGCCCCGUUCCUGGAGCAGUUUACCGACGAUUGGAACUCCCGGUGGACUCCCUCUCACGCCCAGAAGGAAGACUCCAAGUCGGAGGAGGACUGGGCCUACGUUGGUGAAUGGUCCGUCGAGGAGCCCACUGUCCUGAAGGGCAUUAAGGGCGACAAGGGUCUCGUUGUCAAGAACGUCGCUGCCCACCACGCCAUCUCGGCCAAGUUCCCCGAGAAGAUCGACAACAAGGACAAGACCCUGGUCGUCCAGUAUGAGGUUAAGCCGCAGAACUCUCUCGUUUGCGGUGGUGCCUACCUGAAGCUUCUUCAGGACAACAAGGCGCUUCACGCCGAGGAAUUCUCCAACUCCUCUCCCUACAUGAUCAUGUUCGGUCCCGACAAGUGCGGUGCCACCAACAAGGUUCACUUCAUCUUCCGUCACAAGAACCCCAAGACCGGCGAAUACGAGGAGAAGCACCUCAAGGCCCCCCCUACCGCUCGUACCUCCAAGGUCACCUCCUUGUACACUCUGAUCGUCAACCCCGACCAGACCUUCCAGAUCCUGAUUGAUGGCGAGUCCGUCAAGGAGGGUAACUUGCUCGAGGACUUCAGCCCUGCUGUCAACCCCGAGCAGGAGAUCGAUGACCCCAAUGACAGCAAGCCCGCCGACUGGGUGGAUGAGUCUAAGAUCGCCGACCCCGAGGCUUCGAAGCCUGAGGACUGGGAUGAGGAGGCUCCCUACGAGAUUGUGGAUGAGGAGGCUACCAUUCCCGAGGACUGGCUUGAGGACGAGCCCUCGAGCAUUCCCGACCCGGAGGCUGAGAAGCCCGAGGACUGGGAUGACGAGGAGGAUGGUGACUGGGUUCCCCCCACUGUCCCCAACCCCAAGUGCCAGGAGGCUGCCGGGUGUGGCCCGUGGUCUGCCCCUCUGAUCAAGAACCCCGAGUACAAGGGCAAGUGGUCCGCUCCUCUGAUCGAGAACCCGGCCUACAAGGGACCCUGGGCUCCUCGCAAGAUCGCCAACCCCGACUACUUCGAGGACAAGACUCCUUCCAACUUUGAGCCCAUGGGCGCUAUUGGUUUCGAGAUCUGGACCAUGCAGAACGACAUUCUGUUCGACAACAUCUACAUCGGCCACUCCGUUGAGGAUGCUGAGCAGCUGCGCCACGAGACCUUCGACAUCAAGCACCCCAUCGAGCUGGCUGAGGAGGAGGCCAACAAGCCCAAGCCGGAAGAGAAGGUCGACGAGCCCAGCGUCAGCUUCAAGGAGGACCCCAUUGCCCACAUCAAGGAGAAGGUUAACAACUUCGUCCACCUCACCAAGCAGGACCCCAUCAACGCCGUGAAGCAGGUUCCCGAUGUGGCUGGUGGUCUGGCUGCUCUGCUCCUCACGAUGGUUCUUGUCGUGGUGGGCGCCGUCAGCGCCAGCACCCCGGCCCCCGCUCCUGCCGCCAAGAAGGGCAAGGAGGCCGCCGGAGCCACCAAGGAGAAGUCCGAGGCCACCAGCUCUUCCGCUGACACCGGCAAGGGCGGUGCUACCAAGCGCAACACCCGCUCGUAAACAGGUGCAGUCACCAGGGAGACCUUCCACGGGGCAGAACGAGGGGAAGUGAUUAAAAGCGAAAACGGCGGAGACAAAAAAAAAAAAAACGACACCACCAACAACAAACUAGGGACAUCCCCAACCACUUUGUGUUUCAAUCUUAUACCUGUUGCAGCGUUCAAUCAAUUGAUUCAUUCUGAAUUCGCGGUCCAAGGCAGGGGCGGUUGUGCAUCAGACACAGACCGGGCCUGUGAGGGCAGAUGAAUACCAGCACCCAUCAUCUUGUCCUAGGAGGAGAGCCCUAUGCAAAUGAGACUUGUAAAGUAGCCUACGAAAGAAAGUGCCAUUGGUUCAUUUAGUUCAUAUUCAUAAUUCAAGACUUUUUUCGGGAC
Messenger RNA from Aspergillus heteromorphus CBS 117.55, 2279 nucleotides. It is a transcript of the gene clxA, whose product is annotated as calnexin. NCBI's taxonomy places the organism in Eukaryota, Fungi, Ascomycota, Eurotiomycetes, Eurotiales, Aspergillaceae. Gene Ontology annotation, molecular function: calcium ion binding. Bases 226 to 1905 code for a protein of 559 amino acids. Gene Ontology annotation, biological process: protein folding. The record is from RefSeq and is a predicted model, not a curated record. Gene Ontology annotation, cellular component: endoplasmic reticulum; endoplasmic reticulum membrane. The transcript has 5 exons.